CUGUUCUCAUCAGCCUUUCCGUAGUUGCAGCCCAGGGAAGCCGGCAGCAGCAGAAGCCAAACUCUCCUGACACAUUUGUUUCUGGGGGAAACAUACUUUCACACUCUUUUUGUACAAUUGCUCUCUCUUUUUUUACAAUUACGUUUUUAGCAAUGCGUCUCUACCACAGCACACAGGUGUCACAAAAAACAGGCCUCAGAAACAGAAGAGACAGACAUCACCGCCGGAUGAUCGCACCUCACCAGCUGAUUGGAAAUCACCGACAGGAGGAAGAUGACCUCAUCAAACCACGAAAGCUGAUAAAUCCCAUCCUGGCCUCUCUCCCACACCGAGCCCUUCAUAAGGAGCUGCUGUUCUGUUACACACGAGGUGUGCUGCCUCGGCGAAGGCCGGAGCUGCAACGUGUGCUGGAACACAAAAGGAGGAAGCAGGAGCUGGCUAUCCACCCUCUCUCUGACUUAGAGGUCAAGCUACGCAUCAGACAGCAGAGAAUACGACUCUACGAGUUGGAGGAGAAGAGGAGGUGUGAAAGUCUGAAGAAUGUGCCAGAGUUCGUUCGUGUGAGACAAGCCCUCAAACACAUCCUGAAUCCCAAAUGAACACCAGCAAUAUUAAGACAAAUAAAUACUUGAAAUGUGGCAGUACUGUGUGUCAGUGAGAAAGGAAAAUCCUUAUUGGUUGACAAGCAGACAUUUGAAUAUUGAAAUAAUCAGCAUCCUCAAGUCUUUGAGUGCCGUUUUAGGGGAAAAAGCUGCAGGGUCAGCUCAUCGAAAUGUUUA
This is a messenger RNA of Cololabis saira (Pacific saury), 779 nucleotides long. Its product is annotated as protein FAM107B-like. The transcript is spliced from 5 exons. The coding region runs from base 153 to 599 and encodes 148 amino acids. Lineage: Eukaryota; Metazoa; Chordata; Actinopteri; Beloniformes; Belonidae. The record is from RefSeq and is a predicted model, not a curated record.